CAAAAGUGCUGCAGUAGACAAACCUUCCUUUGAGUUGUACUAGUUGCACGAAAACGCGAUGCUCGCUGGCAAGCUCCGGGCCCCAGCUUCCAAGCAGGCCUGCCCCACUCAGCGUCUUGCUACUCCCCGCAUUUCCAGCCGCUGUGCCCGCCAGCAGCGACUGCAAGUGAACGCUGUCGCCAUGGAGGCCCCGUCUACGUUGCGCACCUACCAAUACAGCAAGCUUAACCCAGCGGAGCUGAAGCAGGUUCUGGCUCGUCCUCGUAUUGAUUUCACCUCAAUCCUAAACACUGUCUCGCCUAUCGUGGAGAACGUUCGCGCAAACGGCGAUGCGGCCGUGCGCGAGUAUACGGCAAAGUUCGACCGUGUGAACCUGGACUCCGUGUGCGUGCCCAUCGAGGACAUCCCUGACCCGGUGCUGCCUGCCGAGGUGACCCAUGCCUUCGACGUGGCGUACAACAACAUCCGUGCCUUCCACACGGCGCAGCAGUCCGCGCCCAUGGAGGUGGAGACCAUGCCGGGCGUCAAGUGCAGGCGUGUGACCCGCCCCAUCAACGCUGUGGGCGUGUACGUGCCCGGUGGCACAGCGGUGCUGCCCAGCUCGGCGCUCAUGCUGGCAGUGCCCGCUGGCAUCGCGGGCUGCGGCACCAUCGUGUUGGCCACGCCGCCCCGCCCCGACGGCACCAUUACGCCCGAGGUGCUGUACUGCGCCAAGAAGGCGGGUGUGACCCACAUCCUCAAGGCCGGCGGCGCGCAGGCGGUGGCGGCCAUGGCCUGGGGCACAGCCUCCUGCCCCAAGGUUGACAAGAUCCUGGGUCCCGGCAACCAGUACGUGACGGCCGCCAAGAUGCUGCUGCAGAACUCUGAGGCCAUGGUGGCCAUCGACAUGCCGGCCGGCCCCAGCGAGGUGCUGGUCAUCGCGGACGCCGGCGCCAGCCCCGUGCACGUGGCCGCCGACCUGCUCAGCCAGGCCGAGCACGGCCCCGACAGCCAGGUGGUCCUGGUGGCGCUGCCGGGUGUGGACCUGGCGGCGGUGUCGGCCGAGGUGGACCGCCAGUGCAACGCCCUGCCGCGCAACGAGACGGCGCGCAAGGCGCUGGGCCACUCGUAUGUGGUGCAGGUGGCGUCGCGGGCCGAGGCCAUCCGCUUCAGCAACAUGUACGCGCCGGAGCACCUGAUCGUCAACGUGGAGGACGCCGAGGACUGGCUCAGCGAGCUGGACAACGCGGGCUCUGUGUUCCUGGGCCGCUGGACGCCCGAGUCGGUGGGCGACUACGCCAGCGGCACCAACCACGUGCUGCCCACCUACGGCUACGCGCGCAUGUACUCGGGCGUCAGCCUGGACAGCUUCACGAAGAAGAUGACUGUGCAGAACCUGACGUACGAGGGUCUUCAGAACCUGGGCCCCAGCGUGGCCAAGAUGGCGGAGAUCGAGGGGCUGGACGCGCACCGCCGCGCAGUCACCCUGCGUUUGGGCAUGCAGUAGGAAGCUCUGCAAUGUGAUGAGGGCGGAUGGGCUGAGGACUCGAGAGGUGACCGGAGGGGGGCAGCUGAGGUGCUGCAGUGCUGCGCGAGCGGUGUGCCGUGACGGUGGCGCAGGAGGAGGAGGAUGGAUGUGUUGGGGCUUGGAGCUGGGGUGCACCGGGGCAGGGGUCAAGGCGGCGGCAGCUGGCAAUGCCAGGCGUUGCGCUGCUGGGGUGCUGGGAGACGGGAUACUAACUGCGAAGAAUGGCCGCGAGGUUGGGGGUGUAUUGCGACGUUCGUGUGUGCGGCCGGUGACGCUUGCUUGCUGGCUGGCGUGGACUCGUGGAGGCGGAGUACAUGUGGAUCCGGGUCUCGGGAGCAUGGCUUCAGAAGAGAUCGCUGAACUUUCAAGGCAACGAUGCGCAUGCAAGUUGUGGAGCAAGGGGUGAGGCAUGUGCAAUUGCUUCACGCACAGAGCGGCACCCGGGAACUUGGUGUGUAACCACUGCUCACA
This is a messenger RNA of Chlamydomonas reinhardtii, 1978 nucleotides long. RefSeq lists its product as uncharacterized. The coding region runs from base 182 to 1486 and encodes 434 amino acids. The transcript is spliced from 11 exons. Gene Ontology annotation, molecular function: metal ion binding; histidinol dehydrogenase activity; NAD binding. Gene Ontology annotation, cellular component: cytoplasm; chloroplast stroma. Gene Ontology annotation, biological process: L-histidine biosynthetic process. The record is from RefSeq and is a predicted model, not a curated record. NCBI's taxonomy places the organism in Eukaryota, Viridiplantae, Chlorophyta, Chlorophyceae, Chlamydomonadales, Chlamydomonadaceae.